CGAUCUCAGUUCAAUAAAAAUGGAAGAUGUUGUUUAUCUGUAGGUUAUCACUAAUAAUUAUUAAAGAAAAAAAAAUGUUAAGUAUGAGCAUUUCACUCUUAUUUAGUAUGCUACAAAAACAACUUGGUAUACCUACCUAUCUUUUAUUAAUUAAUAUGUAGCAAAAGCAGUAGUUGUUUUUCCAGGGAUAAAAUUUAAUUUGAGACCAAUACAGAAGAAAAUAAUAAAAACUAUGGAUCAUAAGUUUAAUGCUGAAUCUCAAAUUAGCUCAUCUUCAAGUCUAGAAGAUAAUGAAAUUGUCCACAUUACUGUUCCUGACAGUUCCACACACUUAAGUGUCACCACCGUCCUUAAUUAUUGCAAGAGCAAAAUUUUGACGCCGUAUUUGAGGUUUUUGAGUUUCAUGGGACUUCGAUCCAUCUUAAACAAUCACGAUGCUUGCAUUUGUUGGAGAAUCUUCAGUUCGAUUUACAUUCUUUUAGCCGUGGGAUUCAUGAUCGUAGGUUAUCUUUUGCAAUACAUGUCCUGUUUUAGACGAGAACGAGGGUUUUGCUACAUGUAUUUGAGCAACAACAAAACUCUUAGAGCUCAGUACGAGUCCAUUUUUUAUGAAACAUGCGAAGCUUCGGUAGUAUUCAGUUUUAUUCUACCGAGUUUGUUACAUUUGCUGGCCUAUCUGCAUUUAGUUUUCGUUUAUCGAAACAAUGAUGAUGAACAACUGCCUAUUCUCAUGGAAAGAGUAUUUUUGGCAUCAACAUCUAUUUCAAAUGGAUUUAUAAGUCAAAGGAAAUUAGUAAGAACCCUUAGAUUGUUUUUCAUUAGUAGCUUAAUUUGGUUGAGCUUAUCGUUUACAGUGGUAAACUAUAUGAUGGCACAUGGAGAUGUUUAUUUCAAAUGGAUUAAACAUGGUUCACUCGAACUUACACUGUUCCUAAAAAUAGUGCUAGUAGCUAGUACUCUAUGGCACGAUCUAAUACAGUGUACCAUAAUUUCAAAUUACUGUUUACAAGCUCAAUUGCUGAGGUCGUAUGUGAAAUUUACAAGGGAAAGAUUACUUCAAUACCCUGUACCGCCGUUGGAGUGGAUGAGAGAUAUAGAAGACUUCAAAAAAUUGCUUCAUUAUUUUAACAAAAGAAUUUCACCAUCCGUUUGCUUACUGACCGUUACGGAUUUAGCGUUCGCCUUAUCUGGAACGCUUUGGAUAUUCCGCUACGACCUUAUUGACAAAGAGACUUUACCGAUUUUAGGAUUCAGCGUCCUAAAUAUUUUAUUGUGGGCCUUUAUGGCCCUAGCGCCUUUCAUACAGGCUGCCAGAUUGUCAAAUUCCUGUGAAGUCCUGAAAUUGGUCGGACAAGAGUCCCGAGCCCGUCCUUACGUCCAUCAAGACACUCCAACGAUAGAACUAGAUUCUAUUUUACUUUACACAACUAGCUUGAAAAUAAAUGCUCAACUUUUUUACUUACCUAUCACGGGUAGAACGUUAUUUUUUUGUAUUACCGUAAGCGCAGUCGUCAUCCUGACGCUGGGUCAAUGUCAUUAUCUUUUAACAAAGUAGUGUUGAUGCAUUAAAAUUGUUAAUUAUU
This is a messenger RNA of Psylliodes chrysocephalus, 1583 nucleotides long. The record is from the annotation of a GenBank genome assembly. NCBI's taxonomy places the organism in Eukaryota, Metazoa, Arthropoda, Insecta, Coleoptera, Chrysomelidae.